UUUUCUUUGAAAGAGAUGAAAAGGAUUAUUCUUACAUGAAAUAGAACGGUUGCCUAAUGCGUUCCGAAAAAAAACCGGAAUGAGGUUUUCCUGAGUUUGUUCUCCGGGGUGGAAAUUUGAUGCACCGCCCAUUCAAAACAAAUUUGCUUGGACGAAGCCCAAAUUCGGUUGGAUAAAAAAAAAAAAAAUACACCGGUUUCCCUUCAUAGAUUCUUUGCGACCAACUAUGAGCAUGUCAGACGAUCAACCUGACGUUGGCUCAUAUUCUUGGAGUCAGACCGAAGACCAGGUUACGAUCUCCUUCCUUGUCCCGGAAAGUUGCAAAUCAAAAGAUCUCGAUAUUGUCAUUGAAACUCAUCAUGUCAAGGCGGGUUUGAAAGGACAAGAACCUGUUCUCAAGGCUAAACUAUUUGCACCCAUCAAUCAUUUCGGAUCGUUGUGGCAACUCGAAAAGAGUGCCACCUCACCAUUCUCGUCGUUAACAGCUUCGCCUUCCUUCUCCAUUGCUUCGUCUUAUGCCUUCAUGUCCUCGCCUAAUCAUUCCCCUACCCAUUCUCCCAACUCUUCCAUGAUUUUACCAGCUCCCGCGCUCGCUGAGACCAAUGGUGCUUCGUCCACUCCAAUGGCAGAGUUGUUGCAUCAAACGGCCGCCCUGGGAAGCUAUUCCGUGUCUUCCUCGGAUGAUAAUUCGCAACCUGCCUCGCCCGUGGCCAUUAAUACACCUCCUUCUUUGGCAACCCCACCGCAUCUUCAGGGCGAAGCGCAGCAAUCAGCUCCUAAAUAUCGACUACUCACCAUCCAUUUGGAAAAGGACCAAGAGGGGUUACAUUGGAUGGUGCCUAUUUCGGCUGGUUGGAAGACGGAUGAGAUGGACAUUGAUGUGACGAGUGCUUCCCAUUUAGGAAGUUGGUAUGAAGCCACAGGCAAUUUGGAGAAAGCCUUCAAGUAUUACGAAAGUGCGGCUGAACGAGGUCACACACGAUCGAUGACCAAACUCGCCACCAUGUAUGAGGUAGGAAAUGAGAUGCAUGAAACUCGCUGAAAGGAAAAGAAAAAAAAACGGUUGGAUUGACGGGUGGGUUUGUUCUAUUUUUGAAGCUUGAAACCGGACUUGAGAAGGAUGCGAAAAAGGCAUUUGAGUGGUACAAGCGCGCGGCCGAUGUUAUCGAACAAUC
Radiomyces spectabilis is the source of this 1175-nucleotide messenger RNA. RefSeq lists its product as uncharacterized. Lineage: Eukaryota; Fungi; Mucoromycota; Mucoromycetes; Mucorales; Radiomycetaceae. The coding region runs from base 227 to 1042 and encodes 271 amino acids. Gene Ontology annotation, biological process: protein folding. The record is from RefSeq and is a predicted model, not a curated record. The transcript has 3 exons. Gene Ontology annotation, cellular component: cytoplasm.